Molecule: messenger RNA, 945 nt
Organism: Choloepus didactylus (southern two-toed sloth)
Lineage: Eukaryota; Metazoa; Chordata; Mammalia; Pilosa; Megalonychidae
Product: olfactory receptor 4A47-like
Exons: 1
Coding region: 1-945 (314 amino acids)
Biological process (GO): G protein-coupled receptor signaling pathway
Cellular component (GO): membrane
Molecular function (GO): olfactory receptor activity; G protein-coupled receptor activity
Source: RefSeq, a predicted model, not a curated record
AUGGAACAAAGGAUUAAUGUGACCGAGUUUGUCCUCUUAGGGCUCACUCAGAGCCUCCAGGGUCAGAAAAUAUUGUUUGUUGUUUUCCUGUUCAUUUACAUUGUGACAAUGGUGGGCAACCUACUCAUUGUUGUGACUGUGGUGGUCAGCUCAAUUCUGGAUGCCCACAUGUACUUCUUUCUUGGAUACUUAUCAUUCAUGGAUGCUGUUUAUUCUACAACGGUUACCCCAAACAUGAUUAUAGACUUAUUCUAUGAGAAGAAAACUAUUUCCUUUCAAGCUUGUAUGACCCAGCUUUUUAUAGGACACUUAUUUGGUGGUGCUGAGAUUUUACUUCUGCUGGUCAUGGCCUAUGACUGCUACGUGGCCAUCUGCAAACCCCUGCAUAAUAUGACAAUUAUGAAUCAAUGGAACUGUGUUCUGCUCCUGCUGGCUUGUGUUGGUGGUUUUGUGCAUGCUGUAGUUCAUCUUCUUUUUGUUUAUGACCUUCCCUUCUGUGGCCAUAAUGUCAUCAACCACUUCAUCUGUGACAGGUAUCCCUUAUUAAAACUUGCCUGCACUGACACCUACAUCAUUGGUCUCACUGUGGUUGCCAAUGAUGGGGCGAUCUGUAUAGUCAUCUUUAUGCUCUUACUUGUCUCUUAUGGGGUCAUUCUGCACUCCCUGAAGAAACUUAGUCAGGAAGGGAGGCGCAAAGCCUUAUCCACCUGUGGUUCCCUUGUCACUGUAGUGGUCCUUUACUUUGUCCCCUGCAUUUUUAUGUAUGCUAGACCUCCUUCUACCUUACACAUUGAUAAAUCCUUGACUGUGUUUUACACUGUUAUUACCCCUGUGUUGAACCCCUUAAUCUAUACCUUGAGAAAUGCGGAGAUAAAAAAUGCCAUGAAGAAGCUCUGGACCAGAAAAGGACAUGAGAUGGCAGAGAAAUGCGGCAUUUAUUUUUAG